Messenger RNA from Zychaea mexicana, 1284 nucleotides. RefSeq lists its product as uncharacterized. NCBI's taxonomy places the organism in Eukaryota, Fungi, Mucoromycota, Mucoromycetes, Mucorales, Lichtheimiaceae. The transcript is spliced from 2 exons. The coding region runs from base 201 to 1250 and encodes 349 amino acids. The record is from RefSeq and is a predicted model, not a curated record.
CUAACGCUCGUAAAAAAAAAUAAGACCUGUUUGCUUUUUUUUUUCCCUUCCACUCUGUCCUUUCUUUUCUCUCUUUGUGCUUUUUUGUUUGUCUGAAAAUCGCCCGCCCUUUUUUUUUUUCCUCACUCUUCUUUCGCUCCCCCAGGGUAUCCUAGGCAACACCUACGAAAAGCAACAUCAACAAACUCAAUUCCAACUGAAUGUCGGCGUCGAUUGCCCAUCUACCGACAACAACACGCAAUUGGCUUCCCAUGCCGACUGGCAUUGAGAUUGACGAAUCGUUUUCACGAGAUCUACUUUUACAGUUUGAUAAACGCCGGUCGCGUUUACAUGUAGAAAUGGCCCAGUUAGAGAAUCGACAUAGUAUCCACUUUAUACCGAUCAGUCCAUCACCUACUUCAUCAACGGGUCGACAAAGCACAACAACGCAUAUUCAAGGCCAAGAGGGGCCGACCCUCAUCGGCUCGCCACCGGAAGACCCACCGGAAUCCCCGCAAAACCAAGAUGUAGAUGACGACGACAAAGUCAGGCGACGUUCAUCCGCUGGUGACCUGCUCCGGCGCUCUUCCGCUUACCUGAGAGCCAAAUGGCGUAUCUUACGAUCCGAAGAAUCGAAUGACUCGAGCGCGUCAUUACCCGCAACACCAACCACACCCUCGAAAAUUGCCAUCAAUACGACUAUUUCAAUACCUCAUUUCCACCCUAAUAACAACCAACAACAACGACAACAACAGAAUCACACGAGUCGAAUGAUACACGCCCAUUCUAAUAAUAGUCACCAUCACCAACCAGCAACAACAGCAACAGCAGCAAUGCAUUAUGCAACGGUCCAACCACCUGUCAUUACACACUAUCCUCCAAAGCCAUUGGUGUAUGCACCUGUAGAGCUGAUCGAGGACUAUGAUGACCAACAGCACCAGCAGCCACCCCAAAGUGAGCCGAAUCAUCAUCGCAAUAACCAGCGUCAUGCUUUACAUCGAAUUUCAUUGCCUAUCUUGGGAGGCAGUAGCAAUCAUCAUCAUGGUUUAGGUGGUGGCUACAUGCAUCACAAAAAGAAACGGCGCUUUUCCGAUUCGGCUGAUCAUCAGCAUCAUCCGCAUCGUCCAACAUUGGACACACUGGGUCAAAAGGCAAAACGAUGGACCCAGUUUAUGAAUUGUCGUCCUCUCAAGAAAUCGAAAAAGGGCAAAGAACGAGCAGCAGCAGCUGCUGCAGCAUCGACAGCGGGUGGCGAACCUUCUUCUUCUUGAUGAUCGUAAACGCUUAUAUCUAAUCUUGAUGAUA